AUGGUUAACGGCAGAGAACCAAAGGAUUUGUCCUGCAGGACUCAAGCCAACUGUCCUGAGGACGAGAUUGUGAUCUCUGGGAUAUCUGGACGGUUUCCCAAGUCGCCUACCAUGCUGGAGUUCACCAAGAAUCUCUACGCGAAGGCUGACUUGCUGGAUGAAAUGGAUCCGCAGUGGAAGGAACCCUUCCCAGAACUUCCUGAGACACUAGGGAUAACAGGAGGUGUUAGAAAAUUCGACUCACCUUUCUUCGGUGUGCACUAUAAACAAGCAAAUCUCAUGGAUCCGUCCAUGAAAUUCAUUCUGGAAUGCAAUUAUGAAACCAUCAUCGAUGCUGGAAUCAAUCCUUUGACUCUGCGUGGCAGCAACACAGGAGUUUUCAUCGGAUCGACUUUUUUGGACAUGGAUCAGAUAUUCUACUCAUAUGAGUUUGUCGGUGCCGGAUUCGCAAUAACCGGAUGCAAUAGAGCCAUGAUGGCCAAUCGACUGUCUUUUUCUUUUGAUUUCCAAGGACCGUCAAUGUACGUAGAUACACUGACGAGCGGUAGCCUGACUGCGAUAGAUGUGGCCUAUUCCGCGAUCAGAAACGGCCAGUGUGAAGCAGCCAUUGUGGGGGGAUCCAACGUCAUCCUGCAUCCUUUCGUGACUGCUCAGCUGGCGCAGAUGGGCGCUCUCUCCAAGGACGGCGUCACGCGGACCUUCGACGAGGGCAUCAGCGGCACGACCAACAGCGAGGCGAAUUGCUGCAUCUUCUUGCAGAAAGCCAAGCACGCGAAGCGCGUCUACGCGCGACUCGUACACUCCAAGUCGAGCCACUCGGGAUACAUAGAGGAGGGCAUCACGACUCCUUCCGUGAAGAUGCAGGUGAAGCUGCUGGAGACCUUCUACCGCGAGAUUUCCCUGGAUCCGGCGGACGUGGCCUACGUGGAGACGCACUGCGAAGGACUGCUCAAGUACGACGCCGCCGAGGUGGCGGCGCUGGACGCGGUGAUGUGCAGGGCCAGGAAGACUCCGCUGAAGGUGGGCUGCGUCAAGUCCAACAUCGGCAACACGCAGCCCUGCGGCGGGAUCUGCGGCAUCGCGAAGGUGAUCAUCGGGAUGGAGAACGGCGCCAUUCCGCCCAACAUCAACUUCUCCAGGCCGCAUCCCGAGCUCAAGGCCUUGGUCGAGGGCCGGAUGCAGGUCGUGACGGAGGCCGAGGAGUUCAGAGGCCGGAACUUCGCCGCCGUGAACUCGGUCAGCUUCGCUGGCGGGAUCUCGCACGUUCUGCUGGAGAGCGUCGCCAAAGAGAAGCUGAACAACGGCCUGCCUGCCGACGAUCUUCCGCGGUUGAUCUCCUGGGCGGGUCGCACUGAGGAGGGCGUCCACGAGAUGUUCAAGUUCAUGGCCAGUCAUCCGCUCGACGCCGAAUUCGUGGGCCUCGUGCACGAGACGCAGACGGAAACGGUGUCCAACAACAUUUUCCGCGGCUUCGGAGUUUUCCAGAAGGACGUCGACGGCGGGAACGCUGUCGUUUUGGAACAGAGCGUCCAGCACUUUCCCGGGGUGAAACGGCCUGUCGUGUGGCUGUUCAGUGGGAUGGGAAGCCAGUGGCCGCAGAUGGGAAGCUCGCUCAUGAGCAUUCCCAUAUUCAGGCGAUCCGUCGAGCGCAGCCACGAAGUCCUGCUCGCGAAGGGCGUGGACCUCAUUGGGCUACUCACGUCGGACGACCCAGAGACCUUCGACAACAUCCUGAACUCCUUCGUCGGGAUCGCCGCCGUGCAGAUCGCCAUCGUCGACGUGUUGCGAGCUCUGCAGAUUCAGCCGGACAUCAUCAUCGGCCACUCUGUCGGGGAGUUGGGCUGCGCCUACGCCGACGGCUGCUUCACUGCGGAGGAAAUGAUCCUGUCGGCCUAUUCCAGAGGGAAGGUGAGCGUGGAGACCAAGAAGAUCUUCGGCUCCAUGGCGGCCGUUGGCCUGGGCUACAGCAGCGUCCGCAAAAUGCUGCCGCCGGACGUCGAAGUGGCGUGUCGGAACAGCUCCACAUCCUCGACCAUCUCCGGACCCGCCGCGUCGGUCGAGGCCUUCGUCGCCGACCUGAAGAACCAGGGCGUCUUCGCCAAGGAAGUCCCUUGCUCCAACAUCGCCUACCACUCGCGCUACAUCGCAGAUAUGGGCCCGAAGCUGUUGGAGCUGCUGACCGAGGUUGUGCGGGAGCCGAAGAGGAGGUCGGCGAAGUGGCUGAGCACCAGCGUUCCGCAACCGAAGUGGGAAGAUGAGGAAAAUCAGCUCAGUUCGGCUCAGUACCACACCAACAAUCUCCUGAAUCCGGUGCUGUUCGAGGACACUUUCGCCAUGAUCCCCAACAACGCCUUGACCAUCGAGAUCGCUCCGCACGGACUGCUGCAGGCCAUCGUCAAGCGUUCCAAGGCUCAGGCUGUUCACAUUCCUCUGACUCAGCGCGGAAACAAGAACAACACGAACUUCUUCUUGGCCGCGCUCGGGAAAAUCUACAUGAACGGAAUCGACUUCCCCAUUCAGAAUCUCUAUCCGGCGAUCGAGUUCCCGGUGUCCAAAGGAACUCCCAUGAUUUCCCCCCACAUUCGAUGGGAUCACUCGGUUGACUGGUACAUUCCACCAUAUAAUUUUCAACACGAAUUCAAUUCAGGAAGAUGCUAUAUUUCCGUCAGUCCAGAUGAUCUUGAACACAACUUCAUCCUUGGUUACGUGAUUGAUGGAGAACUCAUUUAUCCACACAUGGGAUUCAUCUUCAGUGUUUGGGAAACUUUCUCUAACAUAUUUGGGCAACAUUUUUUGGAUAAAGAUGUUGAAUUUUCAGAAAUACGUUUCCAGAAUGAAAUUUUCUUGACCACAGAAAAGGAAAGAGAAUUUUUGAUACUUAUUCAUCCUGGAACAGGAUAUUUUCAGGUUAUUUUUUAUUAUGCUGGCUUUACCUGCUUUAUACGCAAAAAUUUAUUAUAAAAUUCCUUUUUUAUA
Messenger RNA from Phlebotomus argentipes, 2976 nucleotides. Its product is annotated as fatty acid synthase-like. The transcript is spliced from 4 exons. Bases 1 to 2961 code for a protein of 986 amino acids. Gene Ontology annotation, biological process: fatty acid biosynthetic process. The record is from RefSeq and is a predicted model, not a curated record. Gene Ontology annotation, molecular function: fatty acid synthase activity. Lineage: Eukaryota; Metazoa; Arthropoda; Insecta; Diptera; Psychodidae.